Molecule: messenger RNA, 2382 nt
Organism: Malania oleifera
Lineage: Eukaryota; Viridiplantae; Streptophyta; Magnoliopsida; Santalales; Ximeniaceae
Product: growth-regulating factor 1
Exons: 4
Coding region: 196-2037 (613 amino acids)
Biological process (GO): regulation of DNA-templated transcription; DNA-templated transcription; developmental process
Cellular component (GO): nucleus
Molecular function (GO): ATP binding
Source: RefSeq, a predicted model, not a curated record
UGCUGAGAGCGUUUUUACAUUGGUGUCUGCCCAUCAGUUUCAACUCUCUCUCUCUAAAAAUCUUUUUCUGGUUUCCUACUUAUAGGUCACUCCUUACAAGCUCAUCUUCUCUAACAGACGCUUCCUUUGAGAUGCGCCUUUUGCCAACGAUGGACCUUCCAUCUUCCAUGCCAUGAGCUCUUCUUUCAGGGAUCCAUGGAUUUUAGGGGUACUGUGAGCUUGGAGGGGUUGAGGGGUGCUCAAGAAGAUGGAGCUCCUUGUCGGAUUCCGGACCCUGAGCCCAAGCUGAACGAGCGCGGAUCUGGGUUGGUGAAGCAACAGAGAUCUGGGUCCGCUGAAGAUGAGUUCUGGAGGAUGAUGAACUCAAAAAUGCCCAGGACUACUACUGAUGAUUUUGGACUCUCGAAGACAAUGUUGCUUCCUCAGGGCAUUCCUUUGUUGAGAUCUAAUUUGUCUCAUGGGGUCUCUGAUGAUGCUCGCCAGCAGCAGCAGCAGCAGCACCACAUGCUGAGCUUCUCUUCGGCCAAACCAGAUGUUUCCUUUGUCGGUAAAGAUGGGGGAUUAGUUGAUAGGAGCUCACAGAGCAGUGCCUUUCCUAACUACCUUCUGCACCCAACCCCUGCUCACUCUAGAAAUGCAGGUUAUGGUUCUGGAAGCUUGAACGCGAGUAUGCAUGGGGCCUUUGCGGCGGUCAGAGGACCAUUUACUCCUUCGCAGUGGAUUGAGUUGGAACACCAGGCCUUGAUCUACAAGUACCUCACAGCAAAUGUGCCUGUACCAUCCAAUUUGCUCCUUGCCCUCAAAAAAUCCAUCAGUCCAUUUGGGCUGUCCGGAACAUCUGCCGCAUCCUUGCCUCCUAAUUCAUUGGGAUGGGGUUCUUUCCGUCUGGGUUUCUCCAGCAACACUGAUCCUGAGCCUGGGAGGUGUCGUCGAACAGAUGGGAAGAAAUGGCGGUGCUCUAGAGAUGCUGUUGCCGACCAGAAGUACUGUGAAAGGCACAUAAACAGGGGCCGCCAUCGUUCAAGAAAGCCUGUGGAAGGCCAGACUGGCCAUGCUCUCUCCGGAUCCAUGAAUUCCUCGAAUUCAAAGGUGGUGCCGGUGACUUCCUCUGUCUCAGCAUCGAUAUUGUCCAGCGGUGGCACAUCCAACAGCCUUGCUAAUACAGUGCAGCACAAGCUCAAAGGUUUGCAGCCUGCUGCAGCCAAUCCUUCUAUGGAAGCCUUUGCGAAUAGAAUGCCAGAUCCACAGGCCCUCUCCAUGGUAUCUCCCUCCAUCGGCCUAAAUCCUCGAGAGUCCUCUCUCUCCAUUCCCAAACAAAGGAACCCUUUUGAAGAAUCUUCCCAGUCAGACUUUGGCUUGGUCUCGAUCCCCAAUCCUUCACAAAAAGGCACCUACAUGAACGAUAGAAAUGGUAGUUUUUUCAUGCACUUCAAUGGCCAAGAGACCCAAGAUCAACACCCAGUUCGCCAAUUCAUUGAUGACUGGCCCAAGGACCAGUCCGCUAAUCGCUCAGUAAUCCCCUGGCCCGGAGAACUGAAAUCAGACUGGACCCAGCUCUCAAUGUCGAUCCCUGUGGGCUCAUCGGACUUCUCAUCAUCCUCUUCCUCGCCAACACGGGAGAGACUUGCUGUCUCACCAUUGAGGCUGUCUCGGGAGUUUGACCCUGCCCAAGUGGGCUUGGGGGUGAACAAUGACUUCAUUGAACCGACAAUGCAAAAGCAAGCGAACUGGAUACCAAUCUCCUGGGGAAGUUCAAUGGGUGGUCCUUUGGGUGAGGUCUUGAAGAACACUGCCACUGCCAUGGGCUGCAGGAAUUCAUCUGGUCUUAACCUCAUGUCCGAAGCUUGGGAUGGUAGCCCCCAGCUGGGAUCUUCUCCGACAGGAGUCUUGCAGAAGACGACUUUCGUAUCACUUUCGAACAGCAGCUCAGGAAGCAGCCCAAUAGCUGAGAACAAAAUGACCCAUGAGGGGGCUAGCCUUUGUGAUGAUGUGUUUGGUUCAACUCUUGCAAGUUCCUGCUCUGUACCAUCCUUAUGAAGGUCCCAUGACUGGAUGGGAAAAGAUUGAGAUAGCAGAAAGAAUGUCUGAAGAAAGGAAGAUGGGUCGAUAUUGAGUGAGAGGGUGGUCUAGAGUAACUGGGUUUUCUUAUUAGUUUGUCUUAUGUUUCUUUUAUGACAUGGUUUGAAAAUGUGUAUGGUUUAGGGACUCGCAGACUCCGGCGAGGGCAUUGACUGUUUCUGGUUUUUAUAUUUGUGAUUCGCGGGAGACUGAAGUCUUGUGAAGCGAAGAGUAUAUGUUAUGUUCUUUCCUUAUCCUCUUAGAACUGCUGGUUUCCAUUUUUCCUCUGUCGUAAACAGACGGCCUUUUAGGAGGUGGUUUUUA